This is a messenger RNA of Pollicipes pollicipes, 622 nucleotides long. RefSeq lists its product as uncharacterized. The coding region runs from base 169 to 513 and encodes 114 amino acids. NCBI's taxonomy places the organism in Eukaryota, Metazoa, Arthropoda, Thecostraca, Pollicipedomorpha, Pollicipedidae. The record is from RefSeq and is a predicted model, not a curated record. The transcript has 5 exons.
GUAAAGGGCGCCGUGUGGACCGUGGACGAGGUGGAGUUUUGCAAGCGACGCCCACAGAGAUCGGCUGGCCAGACGCGCAGCCCCACCCUGUCCAGCAGUCCCACCCUCUACGGGGACACCAUCAGCGCUGGGCUGCAGUCUGCCCUGGUUGACUCGAACCUGCCGUUCAUGACGAACGCCGCUGAGCGCCUGCGAGAGAUGAGAGAGCGCGAGGCACCCACUCUGCUGGGGCUGCAGCGGAGGUCCCCCAGCCCGCCCCGGCACAGGGCGCCCAGCCGGAGUCCCGAGCACGAGAUCCGGAUGCCGGUGGCCAGUCUGCUCAGCGACACCCACGGCCAGCACGAGUUCAGCGAGGACCCGCGAAGCCCAGAGGUGGACUCUCGCGACGGUGGCGCCAGUCGCGACGUCAUGGCCGCGCAACCAAACAAUGAUGCGGAGGACCUGAGCAUGCCGGCCGUGAAGAUGGAAUACACUGAGGGCGGCCAGUCGGUGCCGGAGGCGGCGAGCGCGUGAAGCCCCCCGGCCCCACAACGGCCGACAGGCGGAGCAGCUCUCCGCCCGCGGCGGAGCUGCACCAGCCGGCGUCGGCGGCGAGACGCCCGCGCGCGCGCCGAUGCGUCUC